UUUUUAAAGAAAAAAUCCUGGUGAAAUCGAUGUGGCGUUUGAAUAAAGAUGGAUUUCAUUAAAGAGGAGAGUGAAGACAUCAAGAUUGAAGAAACGUUCACAGUCAAACAUGAAGAUCCUGAGGAACAAACGGACCUGAUGCCACCUAAAGAAGAAAGUCAAGAGCCAAGCGAAACAACUGAAGAAAAAUAUCAAUGUGAGAAACAUGAAUUCCCAACUGAAGAAUCGACAGAACAGAAUGUAAAUGCUUUAUUAACAAAAAGAGGACGACCGAAGUCCAACCGACAUUUUAACUGCGGUCAGUGUGAGAAGAGUUUCGAUCAAAAACGAAACCUCGAGGUCCACAUGAGGAUUCACACCGGAGAGAAGCCUUUCAGCUGCAAACAGUGCGGGAAGAGUUUCACUCAGAAAGGAUCCCUCACGAGUCACCUGAGAGUUCACUCCGGAGAGAAGCCGUACUCCUGCCAGCUGUGCGGACAGAGCUUCACGGCGGAACCGAACCUCAGAUACCACCUAAACAUUCACAACGGAGUCAAGCCGUACACGUGCGACGAGUGUGGAAAGAGUUUCACGCGUAAAGCCACCCUCAAUAACCACAUGAGGAUUCACUCCAGAGAGAACAUCUUAAAAUGCCUUCACUGUGGAAAGAACUUCAGCCACAAAGUCAGCCUCAAGACUCACAUGAGGAUUCACACUGGAGAAAAGCCGUACUCCUGCACUCAGUGUGGAAUCAGCUUCACGUAUAAAGCGUCGCUAGACUCCCACAUGGGAACUCACUGUGAAGACGGCCCGUACACUUGCCAAGUUUGUGAGAAAAGCUUCUCGCUAAAGGGAAACCUUAAGACUCACAUGAGAAGUCACACCGGAGAGAAACCGUUUGUGUGUGUCCAAUGCGGAAAGGCCUUCACUCGUAAAAUAACGCUCAACUACCACAUGGAGAUUCACUCCAGGAAGGACUGUUUUAUAUGCCAUCACUGUGGAAGAAGCUUCACCAGCUUGAUUCUCCUCAAGAAGCAUGUGGAAAUCCACUCUGACGACAAACCCUUUAAAUGCCAGCAGUGCGGGAAAGGUUUCCGAUUUAAGAAAAACCUCAAUGCUCACAUGAGAGUUCACAGCGACGAGAAGCCUUACGAAUGCCAGCACUGCGGGAGGUGUUUCAAUCACAAGCCGAGUCUUAAUACUCACUUAAGAAUUCACACCGGGGAAAAGCCUUACACCUGUCCUCAAUGCGGAAAGAGCUUUACCUAUAAAGGGACUCUUAAAAGCCACAUAAGAGGUCACAACAAAGAGAAGCCGUUCAAGUGUGAGCAGUGUGGAAGGUGUUUUGGACGUAGAGGAACUCUCAAAUGCCACAUGAAGACUCACCCGAGAGACAAGCCUUUUAAAUGCCAUCAGUGCGGAUCGGCUUUUACAAACGGGAACCAGCUUAGGGAUCAUGUGACGACUCACAUCGGAGAGAAGCCUUUCAUGUGCGUUCAUUGUGGAAUUGUUUGUUCGAAGAAAGCGAAUCUCGAGGCCCACUUGAGACUUCACGAUCGAGAAAAGCCGUACUUGUGUCGGCAGUGUGGAACGCCUUGCUCAACCAAAGCCAAACUCGACGUUCACAUGAGAGUCCACGCUGGGAAAAAGCCGUUCACGUGUGACCAGUGCGGAAAGGGAUUCCAGCUGAAAGGAAAUUUUACAAAACACAAGCAGGUUCACGCUGGAUUGAAGGCGUUCGUGUGUUUGGAGUGCAGAAAGUGUUUCACGUACGCGGAAGACCUGAAACAUCAUUUGCUGAAUUGCGGGAAGAAAGCGCAAAACCUUUGCGACAAUAACCUGCAGUGCUCUGAAUGCAGGAAGAGCUUCAGGAAGAGGAGCAAUUUUAAGAACCACCUGCGCAUUCACUCUGGAGGAAGGAGAUUCAACUGCGAUCGGUGCAAUAAAAAAUUCCUGUUGCCGUCGCACAUUCGGAUGCACAUGAAAAGUCACACCGAUUUCAGACCUCAUCUGUGCUUCCAGUGUGGAAAGAGGUUUAAGUGGCUCGGAAGUUUAAAAUGUCACCAGAAGAUGCGUACUGAAUGUGUACUGAAGUACAGCUGAAUGCGAAUCACAGCUAAAUGAGAUCGAAAAAAGCAGCGAUACUCUUAUUUCGCUUCUUUCAGCCGUACUCUGCUUCAUACUACCUUGAUAAUAAAGGUUAUUGCACAUUGAAUCAGAAAGUUUUGUCCGUCAUAAACAAUUCGAAAGGGGUCUGACUUUUUUUUUCUUUUAGUUUUUCGUAUCUCGGAUUUUCGGAUAUGAAUACGAAAAAAAAACGCAUGCAAAAAUUUCGGAUUCAGUGUGCAAAGACCUUAAGUGUUAAAUUGUUUACUCAUCCGUCAACAGGAUUUCUGUAGGACAAUGAAAAUCACAACUCCCAUGAUUUCACACACAAUGGGCCCUAUCAUACCCCGGCGCAGGGCGCGACGCAAAUGUUAUUUGCUAGUUUCAGCUUGUCGCAAGUGUCAUUUUAACGUUUUGCACCUUGCUGUUUAAAUAGCGAAUGCAUUUGCGCUCAUAUAGGCGUUCUGGUCUAAAAGGGAGGUGUGUUAAGGCGCAUUGCUGGUAUGUUGCUAUUUUGAGGAACUAAAAUAGACUACACAAUAGACUAGCUGAGAGCAGGUCUAAAGUCCAGCGCAGAGCAUGUCAGUUGUGCAUCUCGCUUACGCAUUGCUUAAAAACACGCAGGAUGUACAGCAAUACGCAAAUAUAUUUACAAAUGAAAGAGAAUUAGGGGAUUAAAAUAUUACAAAAGUAUUACUUGCUAUAAAAAACACAGUACCUCCAUGCCUUCUUCACCUCGGGGGCAUUUUUCAGUUUAUUCUUGACAUUUUGCUUUUGUGUAAUGUUGAUAUUAUUAUUAUUAUUAGCGAUAUUAUUUAUUAUAUGCGUAUUUAUAUUUGUUUUAAAAAACAAGCUUAGAUUUGUCCACCUGUCAGGUUUUGGAGCAUAUGGGACACAGGACGUGUCUUUGGAUAGAACUCAGUUUUUUGACCACACUUUGUUAUUGUUCAUUUAUUCCUUUGCUGGAAAUUAGAACUGAAUUUAGAAAUAGUUUUGAAACAAAUCUAUGCGCUUUACAAAUGAAAUUCAUUACGUAGGCUAAUGGAUGUCUUCAGUGGGGAGCGUACAACACCGUUUCCUUAUCCUAGAAAGAAAGUGAAAGUAAAGGCUGAAUGGAGGAGGCUCAUUAUCCUCUUGCUGCAGAUGCUGUUUACCAGUUUUCUUAACUGUUUUGAAGUGUUAAAUUUUUCCACUUACAAAGUCCGCCAUGUAAAUAGCAAAUGCGCCAUGGAGCGACGCAACUGACUCUUAAAGGGAAUUAGAGAUGAGACUCUGA
Molecule: messenger RNA, 3361 nt
Organism: Danio aesculapii
Lineage: Eukaryota; Metazoa; Chordata; Actinopteri; Cypriniformes; Danionidae
Product: oocyte zinc finger protein XlCOF6-like
Exons: 2
Coding region: 49-2082 (677 amino acids)
Biological process (GO): regulation of transcription by RNA polymerase II
Molecular function (GO): DNA-binding transcription factor activity; RNA polymerase II cis-regulatory region sequence-specific DNA binding
Source: RefSeq, a predicted model, not a curated record